Acanthosepion pharaonis is the source of this 615-nucleotide messenger RNA. The record is from the annotation of a GenBank genome assembly. Lineage: Eukaryota; Metazoa; Mollusca; Cephalopoda; Sepiida; Sepiidae.
AUGUCUUUCAUUCUUUUAUUGUCUUUCAAUGCCUAUCAAUGCCUUUCAAUGCCUUUCAAUCUUUCCUUGUCUUUUAAUGCCUUUCAACGCCUUUCAUUGCCUUUCAAUGCCUUUCAAUGUUUUUCAAUGCCUUUCAAUGUAAUUCAGUGCCUUUCAAUCUUUCAUUGUCUUUCAAUGCCUUUCAAUUCCUUUCAACGCCUUUCAUUGCCUUUCAAUGCCUUUCAAUGUUUUUCAAUGCCUUUCAAUGUAAUUCAAUGUCUUUCAUUGCCUUUCAGUGUCAUUCAGUGCCUUUCGAUCUUUCAUUGUCUUUCAAUGCCUUUCAAUUCCUUUCAAUGCCUUUCAUUGCCUUUCAAUACCUUUCAAUGUUUUUCAAUGCCUUUCAAUGUCAUUCAAUGUCUUUCAUUGCCUUUCAGUGUCAUUCAGUGCCUUUCAAUCUUUCAUUGUCUUUCAAUGCCUUUCAAUUCCCUUCAAUGCCUUUCAUUGCCUUUCAAUGCCUUUCAAUGUAAUUCAGUGCCUUUCAAUCUUUCAUUGUCUUUCAAUGCCUUUCAAUUCCUUUCAAUGCCUUUCAUUGCCUUUCAAUGCCUUUCAAUGUUUUUUCAAUGCCUUUCAAUGUAA